Molecule: messenger RNA, 3580 nt
Organism: Hyla sarda
Lineage: Eukaryota; Metazoa; Chordata; Amphibia; Anura; Hylidae
Product: serine/threonine-protein kinase Nek5-like
Exons: 23
Coding region: 254-2845 (863 amino acids)
Biological process (GO): protein phosphorylation
Molecular function (GO): ATP binding; protein kinase activity
Source: RefSeq, a predicted model, not a curated record
AACUUUUCCUCUGCACAGGUUUUGAUAAAUCUCCCCCCUACUAAUGUUUCUGUUCAGGUAUUAAUAAGAAGGUUUCCUUGUUUAGCUACGUAAAGUGACACCGGGGGUGGGGAGGAGUUGCAGGACUACAUUUCCCAUGAUGCAUCUGGAGAGGGCUCGUGCACCUGUAGAGAAGCCUGUACAGUAUUGUGAUCAUCCCAGAGAGGGAGACAGGCGUCCAGCACUUCCUUCUGGUUCAAUCUGACAGUAAACGAUGAAUAACUAUGAAAUCAUUCGGAUGAUCGGAGAAGGAGCAUUUGGAAAAGCUUUUCUGGCCAGAGGAAAAAGGGACAGUAUACAAUGUGUGAUCAAAGAAGUGAAUCUCUCCAAGAUGGCCAGAAAGGAGAAAGAGGCUUCCCACAAAGAAGUGACCCUACUAGCAAAGAUGAAUCACCCCAAUAUUGUGAAGUUUUUCACAUCAAUAGAAGACAAUAAUCAUCUGUACAUUGUCAUGGAAUACUGUGAUGGCGGAGACCUGAUGAUCAGGAUUAACAAGCAGAGGGGUGUUCUGUUUGAUGAAGACCAGAUCCUUAACUGGUUUGUGCAGAUUUCUCUGGGAUUAAAACACAUCCAUGACCGCAAAGUACUUCACCGCGAUAUUAAAGCACAGAACAUCUUUCUCACUGAUAACGGGACAGUGGUCAAGUUGGGAGACUUUGGUAUAGCGAGGAUACUGAACAGCACAAUGGAGUUGGCCAGGACGUGUGUAGGGACUCCUUACUACCUGUCUCCAGAAAUCUGUGAAAACCGACCCUAUAACAAUAAAACGGAUAUCUGGUCUCUCGGAUGCGUGCUGUAUGAACUUUGCACCCUCAAACAUCCAUUUGAAGCCAGCAGCCUAAAGCAACUGGUGUUGAAAAUCAGCCGGGGCCGGUAUGAGCCACUUUCCUCAAAGUAUUCGUAUGAUCUGAGGACUUUAAUCUCUCAGCUCUUUAAAAUCUCCCCACGAGACCGACCAUCUGUCAAUUCCAUACUGAAGAAGCCUUUUCUGGAAAGACGGAUAUGCAAUUUUUUAAGUCCAAAGGUAAUAGAAGAGGAGUUCAGCCAUACUGUACUACACAGGAGAAAGCCUGCACCAGUGAAACCAGCACAUGGGCCAGUAACACCCAAGCAAGCACCAGCUUCAAGAAAUAACAGAGUUCAGGAAUUUCAACCUCAAAAGCCUAAAGUAGUGACUCCACCAAGGCGUGCGGAAUAUCCUCACAGGAAUGAAUGGAAGCCCCCUUCACGUGUUCAGCACCACAACCCUUUCAAGGUGCCUGGUCAGAAUUGGGUACACAAAGAGGAAAAGUUACCACCGGGAAGGAUGAAUGGACAAUAUGAACAUUACUAUGCCAAACUCAACAACAUACAACACAGGCCUUAUGAAUAUCAACCUCACUUUGGCCCACGAGGAAACCAAAGAGUUGACUCCCCACCUCAAUGGAAUGACUAUUUGCAGAGGAAACAGGAGGCAGAACGAAUAAAAAUGAAGGUUGAAAAACAACUGGGGCUCCGUCCUUCGUCUGCUGAUCACCAUGGUAGACAUAUACCUGUGACACGGGUGGACGUGCAAGUUAAUCAUGCAGGGAACAGAUUACCACAGAAACAACACGCCAGAGACCAUGAGGAAUAUCUGAGACAACUCGAAAUGAUCCGCCAACAACAUCACAAACAAGUUAGAGAGAUCAGACUGAAAGCUGCCGCCGCUGCCCGUCAGGAAUUUCCUAAAGCAACAGACGGGACAUAUCUUGUAAAGCCAGGAAACAAGGCAGGACAAUUUCCUGCAGACCGGCCAGAUGGAGAACAGGCUGAGGAGAUUCAACUACAGUUUGACAAUAUCCUCAAGCAAAACAGACUAGAGAGAAAAGCAUUGGAAGAGAAGUAUAAAGUAAAGGGUGGAAUAAGAUUUGAAAUUGACAUCACAGAAGAGUUUCAGACAGAUGGUCCCACUGCUGAUGACCCUAACAGAGAACAUGAAGAGGAAAAUGAUCCUCUCAAUGACACAUUAACCUUUGAACAUGGAGAAAGAUUAGAGGGCACCAACUGGCACAAGAUUUGUAUGGAUCAAGAUCAUGGAAAUUUAAAUAACCGAAAACAAUGGAGUCCGAAAGAGCCUCAGACACUUCUUGGUAAUCUAAGGGCUGUUGCCAUCACAUCUGAGUGCAAUACUAUGGGGGAAACGGUGUGGGAUGGGGAUAUCUCCCCCUCUGUCAUAGCAGAAGAUGAUGAUCCCUCAGCAAACAGGAGACUUUGGAGGCAUGAGGCCCCACAAACUCUGAUGAGAGUCUUGGAGGCAGCAGAUAUGGAUGACUCCUUUGCACCUGAAGACUUCCAAGAUGGAACACUGAAGCAAUGGACGCCAGCCACUAAUGAACCAGAAGCAGACAUGACAUCUGAUGAUCUGGAUGAAGAACGAUUUGAGCCAAGAUCCGAUGAUGAAGACACCACCUUUGAAGAGUCUGAAGAUGAGCUGGAAGUUAUAGAGAUGAUGGAAAAAGUUUUAACGCCCAGAGAUGAUGAUGAAGAUUAUGAGGAUGCUGUAGAGAAAGCUAAAAAGGAAACCUGUAGUGACAAAGUGUCCCUGGGAAGCCGAGAUCACAUAGAAGCCGUGGCAGACCAGUCAACUGUGGAGAAAGCAGAAGGUUCAGAUAAUAACCAGGACUCGUCUCCAUCUAUAAGCUCCAUGGAGAAUGAUCAUGGACCAGUCAUUUCAGGAGGACAGGCUGAAGAAGUGAAAUCUGAACUCUGCUCCGAUAAUAUUUCUGAGGCGUCAGAUCCCGCCACUAAAAGCAAUACACAGUCUCCUAUUUGUUCUGUAGAAUAGAUAUGGUGGUGGACUUCAUUUCAUGUGUGUAAAAGGAAAUACUUUGUGUAAAUGAGAAACUUGAUCUCUUUUUAAAUCUAACGAAACCCCCUUACGCGGGUUAUCCCUAAAUUUAAGGUGUGUUUACAUGCUAAGGCUAAUUAGCGGCACCACAGCUGAUUAACGCACGUUUUCUGCCGUGAAUGACCAAUAUUGUGAAAAAUUGCACAUUUUACAGCGAUUACACAAAUUAUGCUUACUACUGUAAAAUGCGCCAUUUUUACAAUUACGGAUGUUUGCGACAAAACCACACGUGGUAAUUAGCUGCGGUACCACUGAUUAGCCGCAGCAUGUGAACAUAGCCUAACAUUUUUUACCAAUCGUCACACCAGGUCAUUAUGAACAGAUUAUUGGAUUGAGUCCAACAUAGUACAGUGCUUGUCUAUACAGUGGUCUCUCAAGUUAUAAUAUUAAUUGGUUCCAGGAUGUAAGUUCCAUUGUAUGUUGAGACCUGAACUCUAUGUAAAUCGGAUAUAUGGUUCUGAAGUGAGGAUUAAGGAAAAAUAAGUAGACAGCCAAUGCAGAUAAAGCUAGUUCUUACAUAUAAAUGAAAGAAAGAUCUGCUGAAAGCUGUAAAUCACUGUCUAUGUAGAGGACAGGAGCUGCUUCAGGGUCCUGUACAGUGCACAGUGUCCUAAAAGAGUAACAUGGAGCCGCCCCCCACCUGGUGUCCAAAGGCGCAGCUAAGGCUGGGUU